UCCUUUCAAGUUCUAUUUAUUUUGAGGGCAAUAUGAAUAUUCUAUUAUGUUCCAUCAACACAUUAAAAAGAUUAUAUGAGAUAUCUUCCGUGGAAGUAGGUCAACAUCUCUAUUGGCAAUUAGGGGGGUUCCAAGUGCAUGCCCAAGUACUUAUAACUUCUUGGGUCGUAAUUGCUAUCUUAUUGGUUUCAGCCAUUUUAGUUGUUAGAAAUCCGCAAACCAUUCCCACUUUUGGUCAGAAUUUCUUUGAAUAUGUCCUCGAAUUCAUUCGAGAUGUAAGUAAAACUCAGAUUGGGGAAGAAUAUGGUCCGUGGGUUCCCUUUGUUGGAACUAUGUUCUUAUUUAUUUUUGUUUCAAAUUGGUCGGGGGCUCUUUUGCCUUGGAAAAUAAUACAGUUACCUCAUGGGGAGUUAGCUGCACCCACAAAUGAUAUAAAUACUACUGUUGCAUUAGCUUUACUUACAUCAGUAGCAUAUUUCUAUGCGGGUCUUUCGAAAAAGGGAUUAGCUUAUUUUGGUAAAUACAUCCAACCAACUCCAAUCCUUCUACCAAUUAACAUCUUAGAAGAUUUCACAAAACCCCUGUCGCUUAGCUUUCGACUUUUCGGAAAUAUAUUAGCUGAUGAAUUAGUAGUUGUUGUUCUUGUUUCUUUAGUACCCUUAGUAGUUCCUAUACCUGUCAUGUUCCUUGGAUUAUUUACAAGCGGUAUUCAAGCCCUUAUUUUUGCUACUUUAGCUGCGGCUUAUAUAGGUGAAUCCAUGGAAGGCCAUCAUUAACUUAACAAAUUUAGGAAAUAGUCUUUUUUUUUAGUUUCUAGUUUAGUUUGACUCGCCACAAUAUAUGUGCGGCUAAAGAUAAUAUACUUAGGUAACAAAAAUACAUAAAAGAUAAACAAAUAAGUUUUGAAUUCUGAUUCUAUUAAUUGAAUAUUCAUAAAUACGGGGUUAAAUUAAAUGCAAUCAAAGUAUAAAUAAAUAUAUGAUUUGGUAAAAAAAUAGAAAAGAUUACUUGAGAGCUGUAAAAAAAAAUAGGA
Molecule: messenger RNA, 1033 nt
Organism: Arachis duranensis
Lineage: Eukaryota; Viridiplantae; Streptophyta; Magnoliopsida; Fabales; Fabaceae
Product: ATP synthase subunit a, chloroplastic
Exons: 1
Coding region: 33-776 (247 amino acids)
Biological process (GO): proton motive force-driven ATP synthesis
Molecular function (GO): proton transmembrane transporter activity
Source: RefSeq, a predicted model, not a curated record